Fusarium verticillioides 7600 is the source of this 609-nucleotide messenger RNA. RefSeq lists its product as hypothetical. The transcript is spliced from 4 exons. The record is from RefSeq and is a predicted model, not a curated record. The coding region runs from base 1 to 609 and encodes 202 amino acids. Lineage: Eukaryota; Fungi; Ascomycota; Sordariomycetes; Hypocreales; Nectriaceae.
AUGAGUUUCAAAGACACGCAAGACUACGAGCGCUACACCUGUCUGACCGGUGGUCGACCUGAUGAUAAACUACCACCCCUAGACUUCCAGAAUGGAUCUGUCCGCCUCGUCCCUGGCGAGGUCUGGUGCCGAUGGCGAGAGGAUAUCAGCGAGAUCCUGUGCGACUCCGAUGGGUACCAUGACGAGCGAUCCCUACGCAAACACUAUGAACGAGUCCAUGGCGCAACACUCAGCGAAAAGCAUCCCACCGAAGGAGAAAGGAAUCAAGGAAUGAUCUCGAGAUGGUACGCAGACGUUGUGAACGGAUUUCAGCCCUCUUGGCCCCGUUCCGUCCAGACUGCUCGACUAGCUACCCGUGACCUAGCCUCGGGUUCCGUGCAUAACCAAGUAGACUACAAGAGUGCAGUCAGACUCGCCCGGCUAUUCAAAAAGCAUAGCCCAGAUGUGCCCCCAAAGGUCGGAGAAGAGCUGCGUGACAUGCUCGUCAGCGGUGCGUUCCGGCACACAGAAGACUCUUUGGAACAGCCUAUCAGGCACCAGCUCAGCAAGGAGAUGUUCGAUGCUGUCAACAACGAGCCCAAGUGGUGUGAUAUCACGUACGAACGGUGA